Oryza brachyantha (malo sina) is the source of this 2233-nucleotide messenger RNA. RefSeq names its product very-long-chain aldehyde decarbonylase GL1-4. Gene Ontology annotation, biological process: lipid biosynthetic process. The transcript has 10 exons. Bases 113 to 1978 code for a protein of 621 amino acids. Gene Ontology annotation, molecular function: oxidoreductase activity; iron ion binding. The record is from RefSeq and is a predicted model, not a curated record. NCBI's taxonomy places the organism in Eukaryota, Viridiplantae, Streptophyta, Magnoliopsida, Poales, Poaceae.
GUAGCAGUUCAUCUAGGCGCUGGUGUGUGGGGAUGCUUGGCUUGGCACAGUAGCAGUAUUGCUCGAGUCGAGAGUAGAAAGAGCGUGGUGAGGCAGCAAGCGCUGCGUAGCCAUGGCAACUAGGCCGGGCCCUUUGACCGAGUGGCCGUGGCAAAGGCUGGGAAACUUCAAGUACGUGGUGAUGGCCCCCGUGGUGGUGCACGGGGCGCACCGGGUGGUGAGCAAGGGGUGGGGCGACAUCGACCUGGCCUACUCGCUCAUCCUGCCGUCGCUGCUGCUGCGGAUGAUCCACAACCAGAUCUGGAUCAGCCUGUCCCGCUACCAGACGGCCCGCAGCAAGCACCGCAUCGUCGACCGCGGCAUCGAGUUCGACCAGGUCGACCGCGAGCGAGGCUGGGACGACCAGAUCCUGUUCAACGGGCUGCUGUUCUACGUGGGGUACCUGGCGAUGCCGAGCGUGAGGCGGAUGCCGCUGUGGAGGACGGACGGCGCGGUGAUGACGGCGCUGGUGCACACGGGCCCCGUCGAGUUCCUCUACUACUGGUUCCACCGCGCGCUGCACCACCACUUCCUCUACUCGCGCUACCACUCGCACCACCACGCCUCCAUCGUCACCGAGCCCAUCACCUCUGUUAUCCAUCCUUUUGCUGAACAUGUGGUCUAUUUCAUACUGUUUGCAAUCCCCAUACUGUCAACAAUAUACGUGGGAAAUGUUUCGGCAAUGGGCAUUGUGGCGUACAUUGCCUACAUUGACUUCAUGAACAACAUGGGACACUGCAAUUUUGAGUUGGUGCCAAGCUGGAUUUUCCAAAUCUUUCCACCCCUCAAGUAUAUGAUCUACACCCCGUCGUUUCAUUCUCUUCAUCAUACGCAGUUCCGCACAAACUACUCGCUGUUCAUGCCAUUUUAUGACUACAUAUACAACACCAUGGACAAGUCGUCUGACGAGUUGUAUGAGAGCUCACUGAAAGGAACGGAAGAAACACCUGACCUUGUUCAUCUCACGCAUAUGACCAGCUUGGAAUCAGCUUAUCAUCUAAGGAUAGGAAUUGCCUCCAUAGCCUCCAAACCGUACAGCAACUCUGCGUGGUAUAUGUGGGCGUUAUGGCCCUUGGCAUGGCUGUCGAUGGUACUUGCGUGGAUUUAUGGGUCCUCAGCAUUUGUCGUUGAGAGAAUUAAACUGAACAAGAUGAAGAUGCAAACAUGGGCAAUACCAAGAUACAACUUCCAAUAUGGCCUUACAUGGGAGAGGGAACCAAUCAAUGACUUGAUUGAAAAAGCAAUAUUAGAUGCUGAUAUGAGAGGGGUUAAAGUGGUUAGUCUAGGACUACUAAAUCAGACAAAACAACUCAAUGGAAAUGGUGAACUAUUUAGACAGAAGUAUCCAAAAUUAGGAGUUCGAAUUGUUGACGGAAGUGGCUUAGCUACUGCAGUGGUACUGAAAAGUAUUCCUUCAGAUGCAAAGAAAGUUUUUCUUCAUACUGGCUCUUCUAAGAUAGCUCGUGCCAUUGCCAUGGCACUAUGUAGCAGAGGUGUCCAGGUGAUCAUGAAUGAAAAGAAGGAAUACGACAUGCUCAAGUUACAGAUUCCAGAGAAUAGGGCAAUCUAUUUGAAACUCUCCAGCGAUGACAUACCUCAGGUAAAGCUGUGGAUAGUAGACAAUAUCGACGACGACGAGCAAAAGAUGGCGCCAAAAGGAACAACAUUCAUUCCUAUAUCACAAUUUCCCCUUAAGAAAGUUCGCAGGGACUGCACUUACGCGAGCACACCAGCAAUGAGGAUCCCGGAGGAAAUGAAGAACGUCCACUCCUGCGAGAAUUGGCUUCCAAGGAGGGUGAUGAGUGCUUGGCACAUCGCUGGAAUACUUCACGCCCUAGAAGGAUGGAACACGCACGAGUGUGGGGAUGACAUGAUGGAUGCCGAGAAAUCAUGGUCAGCUGCCAUCAGGCAUGGGUUCCUUCCUCUCAGUAAAGCUUGACAGGUUUGGGAGCAUCCAUGGAUGGGGCUGGUAGAUGAUGUUGAUCAACGGGCUUUAUCCAAAGUUCGUCGUCUAGUAUGUGAACCAAAUAGACUUUUUAUCACUUAUCUUACUUGCUAUGUUGUAAUGCUGAGAGUCCUGAUGAGUCGUGGAGGUGGCACAGUGUGAACGAGUUUAAUAUUCAUAAUCUAUGUCAGGUCUUGUAAAAUUACGCUUAUCUCUAAUUUGAAUUAUGUGGGGGAAUAAUUACAGUAA